Rotaria socialis is the source of this 723-nucleotide messenger RNA. The record is from the annotation of a GenBank genome assembly. Lineage: Eukaryota; Metazoa; Rotifera; Eurotatoria; Philodinida; Philodinidae.
AUGGCAAAGACCGAACCAGUAACAAUAGCCAAUCUUGAUGAACACAAUCGAUUAGCAUUUGAAAGAUUUCUAAAAUUUGAACACGAGAUGAAAGCUUCAUCGAAAGAGCUGAAUCCUUCCUAUCGUGCUCCCUAUCAAAACCUUAAUCCAACUCCACUUGGAUUGUGUGCAUUUGCCUUAACAACAUUUAUGGCAUCUAUGUAUCUGGCUGGUGCAACUGUUCUUGUUACUGCCUCUCUAGGUGUAGUUAUGGGCCCUGCUCUAUGUUAUGGUGGACUCGUUCAACUUCUAGCAGGACUACUCGAAUUUCGUAAUGGAAACAGCUUACUUGGUCUUAUAUUUUCUUCUUAUGGAGGAUUCUGGCUCAGUUUUGCUUCACUUAAUAUAUCUGCUUUCAGCUUUCUUUCUGGUUACAGUGAUUCAGUUGCAUUGAAUAAUGCUCUUGGUGUCUUUUUUCUUGCAUGGACAAUUUAUACGGUACUGAUGCUGCUGGCUGUUCUACGAACCAAUUUCGUUACUAUCGGUCUGUUCGUUUUUCUCAUUAUCUGUUUUGUACUUCUUACCGCCAGCAAAUUUUUACAAGCCGAUCCUAACUUACAACGAGCAGCGGGCGCAUUUGGUAUUCUCACUGCAGCCAUUGCUUGGUACUCGGCUAUUGCACAUUUGCUGAAUAGUAUGGAUUGGUUUUUCAAGCUACCUUUGUUUGAAGUUAAAUGGCGGUGA